Molecule: messenger RNA, 1026 nt
Organism: Delphinapterus leucas (beluga whale)
Lineage: Eukaryota; Metazoa; Chordata; Mammalia; Artiodactyla; Monodontidae
Gene: FBXL22
Product: F-box and leucine rich repeat protein 22
Cellular component (GO): cytoplasm
Molecular function (GO): protein binding
Source: RefSeq, a predicted model, not a curated record
GGCUGCUGUGCACCAUGCACAUCACCCAGCUCAACCGCGAGUGCCUGCUACACCUCUUCUCCUUUCUGGACAAGGACAGCAGGAAGAACCUUGCCAGGACCUGCUCCCAGCUCCAGGACGUGUUUGAGGACCCCGCACUGUGGCCCCUGCUGCACUUCCGUUCCCUCACAGAACUCAAGAAGGACAACUUCCUCCUGAGCCCGGCGCUCAGGAGCCUCUCCAUCUGCUGGCACUCCAGCCGCGUGCAGGUGUGCAGCAUCGAGGACUGGCUCAAGAGCGCCCUCCAGAGGAGCAUCUGCAGCCGGCACGAGAGCCUAGUCAGUGAUUUCCUCCUCCAGGUGUGCGACAGGUGCCCCAACCUGGCAUCCGUCACGCUGUCGGGCUGCGGCCACGUCACCGACGACUGCCUGGCGCGUCUGCUGCGCUCCUGCCCGCGCCUGCGCGCGCUGCGCCUGGAGAACUGCGCGCGCGUCACCAACCGCACGCUGACGGCCGUGGCGGCGCACGGGCGGGCGCUGCAGACGCUGCACGUGGACUUCUGCCGCAACGUGAGCGCGGCCGGCCUGCGCCGCCUGCGCGCCGCGUGCCCGCGCCUGACUCUGCGCGCCGAACACAGCGCGGCCAUGAUCCCCGAUCAGUUCCCGCGCGGCCUGCGUUCGCCCGGCGCUGCCCUCCGCAAGCAGCUUCUGCGCUAGGCCGGGCGGGCCGUGUCUGGGACACCGGCCCUGGGCCUCCGGGCGGGAGGAGUGGCCUGCAUUGAACAACAGCCCCUAGACAGCCGCCACAUCCUCAGCCAAGACGGGGAUACGAGCGCCUCCCGCACAUUACGAUUUUAUACAUUGGCUCAGUGCAAGAUUUGAUGGCCAGAUGCUUGAAAAACACUCUGGUGUUCCUCACUAAACACCAGCACCCUUCCCUGUCUCCCCUAAGCACCCGGUUCUCCGCCUGGCGCUGCGCGGGAGCCCUUAGCCCAUACUCCCCGGCUGAGGUUGCAGUUGGGGGGGGGGGUGUCUAAAUAACAGCCGU